CUAAACAGUACAAGUACUUGUCCUUGAACGAAAGCCCUCUUCGCGAAAUCCCGCUCAGAGAUCUCCGCGCCUUUGCACACGAAAGCCUAUAUAGCGACCCGCUGCAGCCAUGAGCGCACGGUAUGAUAGAGCUAUUACUGUCUUCUCGCCCGACGGGCACCUGUUCCAAGUGGAGUAUGCAUUGGAGGCAGUGCGGAAGGGUGCCCUCGCGGUUGGCGUGAAGGGCAAGGACACUGUCGUGCUAGGAGUGGAGAAGAAGUCCACAGCCAAGCUGCAGGAUGCGCGCACGGUGCGCAAGAUUGUCAAGGUGGACGACCAUAUCUGCCUCGCCUUCGCCGGCCUCACAGCCGACGCGCGUGUGCUCGUCAACCGCGCGCGCAUUGAGGCGCAGAGCUACCGCCUCACACUAGACGAGAAGGUUACUGUGGACUACAUUACCAAGUACAUUGCGGGCGUGCAGCAGCGCUACACGCAGAGCGGCGGCGUGCGCCCCUUCGGCAUCUCCACGCUCAUCGUGGGCUUCGAUCCGCUGGGUGCCCCGCAGCUCUUCCAGACCGACCCCUCCGGCACGUGGUCGGCAUGGAAGGCCAACGCCAUCGGGCGCAACUCCAAGACCAUCCGAGAGUUCCUGGAGAAGCACUACGCCGACACCGCCGGCAAGGAAACCGUCAAGCUGGCCAUCCGCGCGCUCAUGGAGACGGUGGAGGCGGGCAGCAAGAGCAUCGAGGUGGCUGUCAUGGAGCGGGACACGGGCCUGAAGCUGCUGUCGGACGAGGAGGUGGACGCGCUGGUCAAGGAGAUUGAGGAGGAGAAGGCGGCGGCGGAGGCGGCCAAGCGCGGCGGCCAGCAGGCGGGCGGCAGCGGGCAGGCAUGAUGGGUAGGUGCAGGCAAGGGGGCUGCGGUAAUGGGCUAGUUGUGGUGUGUGCGGUCGUGUGAUGAGGCUGAGGCGGCAGAGAGGCGUUUCGGUUUGCAGGGAAGGAGGACGCUUGCGGUGAUGAAUGGGUUAAGACUGGUCCACGGGUAACUGAGCUGGGGAUGUGUGGUGGAAAAGGAGUCCGCGUGCAGAGGCAGGGUGACAGCGGCCACAUAUUUACAUGUAGACUGGCGGCAUUGCGGGGAUGGCGUACAGCAGACUGGUACAUGCCGAGCUCGAUGGAUUGCCGGAACUCCCGGAAGCUUCCGAAGAAGCAGGCUUCAGAGUUUCAAGGUCACAUUAACGGCGCGUUGUAACGUGAGUGAUUGUUUUGUGCCUGGUUGUGCUGCAGUGACGGGCUGGCGGAGGCCGGGAGGUGGCGGGCUGGGAUCUGUCGGGGUCCUCGGGAAAGCGACGGAGAAAGGUUGCCGGCGUCUGAGGCCCACGAACCGCACUUCACCGCGAAGCGUUUGACCGGCAUGGGGAGGGGAUCUGGGAGAACCCGAGAGGGGGAUGUGGGUGCCCCGACGUGCCGUACAGCGGCUUUGCCCCACCUGGACCGCUGUUCGUGGCAUCGCCCCCGAUCUGAUGCUGCCCAUGCACGCUUCGUAUAGAUCCGGGUUCUCGCUGCUGCACGGGCGGAGGGUGUUUGUGAACUGGCCGAUGAAGACAUGAAGUGCAACACCAUACCAGGGGAGGACCGUCAAUGUGCAGGUGUGCGUGCUGGGCACUCGUGAUGGAACAUGGCAAGGGGCAGGAAAGCGUAGUCCCGAUGUGUGUGGCUCCCACCCGUGCCCACAUAAAUGCGUAGCAAGAAGGGACAAGGCAUUGGUGCGUCGUUCGCGCGCUGUUACUGUACCGACGGUAGCAGGUGUGCGUGCUGGGCAGAGAUUAGGUUGACCUCGUGGGGUGACCUUCAGUAGGAAAGGGGAUUUGUAUCCGUGCCCAUGUAACUCUCGGAUGAC
Molecule: messenger RNA, 1878 nt
Organism: Chlamydomonas reinhardtii
Lineage: Eukaryota; Viridiplantae; Chlorophyta; Chlorophyceae; Chlamydomonadales; Chlamydomonadaceae
Exons: 5
Coding region: 110-874 (254 amino acids)
Biological process (GO): ubiquitin-dependent protein catabolic process
Cellular component (GO): proteasome core complex, alpha-subunit complex; proteasome core complex; nucleus
Source: RefSeq, a predicted model, not a curated record